UCUCUGUCAGCGUUUGUGGUCCCCGGAAACAGCGUCAGAGUGAGCCCUCUUGCUGCUCCUCCUCUGUGUCUCCGCCCUCCUCAGUGGUUUCCUCAGGUGGAGUCAGCAGCAGCAGGACGGAGGAAUGUGACUGUCCGUGUUCUUCAGGCCUCUCAGUGGAACAAACCAUGGAAAGAAAACCUGCAAACCUCACCUGGAGUUAAAGAAACCCGGAUUAAACACUGUAGCUAUGAGGAACAGAGAGCACCUGACCCAGGAGAGGAUCUUUGGAGGCUGUUUGUGACACAGUGGAUUACUUUGAAUCUCGUCCAGGUGUGGCUGCUGAACUCACCUGAGGCUGCUGAACUCACCUGAGGCUGCAGAGACUUCCACUUUAGAGAUUUGAGGACACUUUGCCACGAUGCCAGAGCUCAUCUCUGUGACUGAGUUCAUCUCAGAGACCAAUGAGGACUACAAAGCCCCCACCACGUCCAGCUUCACCACUCGGAUGUCCCACUGCAGGAACACAGUGGCAGCUCUGGAGGAGGUUCUGGACGUGGACAGAUCCGUUCUGUACAAAAUCAAGAAGUCAGUGAAGGCCAUCCACACGUCUGGACUGAAUCAUGUAGAAAACGACGAGCAGUACAUCCAGUCCAUGGAGAAGUUUGGAGACUGUGCCAGCAGGGAGAACGCCGAGGUCGGCUCGGCUUUCCGGACGUUCGCCGUUUACACCAAAGAGCUGACGGCGCUCUUCAAAAACCUGUUGCAGAACAUGAACAACAUCAUCACGUUCCCUCUGGACAGUCUGCUGAAAGGAGACCUGAAGGGAGUCAAAGGGGAUCUGAAGAAGUCGUUCGACAAGAGCUGGAAGGAUUACGAGACCAAGCUAACGAAAAUCGAGAAGGAGAAGCGGGAGCACGCCAAGCAGCACGGGAUGAUCCGCACGGAGUUCAGCGGAGGAGAGAUCGCCGAGGAGAUGGAGAAAGAGAGGCGGCUGUUUCAGCUGCAGAUGUGUGAAUAUCUUCUGAAAGUGAACGAGAUCAAAGUGAAGAAAGGCGCCGACUUCCUCCAGAACCUCAUCAAGUAUUACCACGCUCAGUGCAAUUUCUUCCAGGACGGUCUGAAGGCUGUGGAGAGUUUGAAACCCGCCGUAGAGAAACUGACUACAGACCUGACGGGGAUUAAACAGACUCAGGACGGAGAGAGGAAACAGCUGAUUCAGCUCCGAGACGUCCUGAAGGCCUCGCUGCAGUCGGAGCAGAAAGAAGACAAUCAAGCCAAACAGAACUCAGGUUACAGCCUCCACCAGCUGCAGGGGAACAAGGCUCACGGCACCGAACGCUCCGGAUUCCUCUUCAAGAAAAGUGAGGGACUGAGGAAAGUGUGGCAGAAGAGGAAAUGUUCGGUGAGGAACGGUUUCCUGACGAUCUCCCACGGCACGGCUAACAGACCUCCUGCCAAACUCAACCUGCUCACCUGCCAGGUGAAGAGGAACCCAGAAGAGAAGAAGAGCUUCGACUUGUUUUCACACGACAGAACGUAUCACUUCCAGACUGAGGAUGAAGCCGAGUGUCAGAUCUGGGUGUCCGUGCUGCAGAACAGCAAAGAGGAGGCGCUGAACAAAGCCUUUAAAGGAGACCAGGACGAAGGAGAGAACAACAUCGUGCAGGAGCUGACCAAAGCCAUUGUGGUGGAGGUGAAGAGGAUGAGCGGCAACAACGGCUGCUGCGACUGUGGAGCUCCUGCUCCCACCUGGCUGUCCACCAACCUCGGUGUACUGAUCUGCAUCGAGUGCUCGGGGAUCCACAGGGAGAUGGGAGUCCACUACUCUCGGAUCCAGAGUCUGGACCUGGACGUCCUUGGGACCUCAGAGCUGCUGUUGGCGAAGAAUGUGGGAAAUGCAAGCUUCAAUGAAAUAAUGGAGGCUGAUCUGUUGGAGCAGGAUGUAACCAAACCCAAUCCAACCAGCGACAUGCAGAUGAGGAAGGACUACAUCACAGCGAAGUACACGGAGAAGCGUUUCGCUCAGCGGCUGUGUGCCGACGCCGCGGACAGGCUGCAGACUCUGUACGAGUCCGUCAGGAACAGAGACAUCCAGUCUCUGCUCCAGGUCUACGCUGAGGGGGUGGAUCUGAUGGAGGCCAGUUCACAGCCCAACGAACACGAACCUGGAGAAACCGUUCUCCACCUGGCGGUCCGAAUGGGGGACAGAAACUCCCUCCACAUCAUAGACUUCCUCGCUCAGAACAGUGGUAACCUGGACAAGCAGACGGCCAAAGGAAGCACGGCGCUGCAUUACUGCUGUCUGACGGACAACAGCGAGUGUCUGAAACUGCUGCUGAGAGGAAAAGCUUCAGUGUCCAUCACAAACGAAGCCGGAGAGACGCCGCUUGACAUCGCUAAACGUCUCCGACACACUCAGUGUGAAGAACUGUUGACUCAGGCUCAGACAGGAAAGUUCAACGUGCACGUCCACGUGGAGUACGAGUGGCGUCUCCAGAACGAGGACUUAGACGAGAGCGAGGACGAGAUGGAGGACAAGCCGAUCCCCAACCGGAGAGAUGAGCGUCCGGUCAGCUGCUUCGUGCCCGGCAGCGGCCCCAUGCAGCCCAACAUAGGGGCGCUGGCCCGGGACGCCGCCUUCCUGGCACGGGACAAGCAGAGGCCUCAGGUCCCCAGUAUGAUGAUCAGCAACGAGACUUACGGCACCAUGAUGGACCUCAACAUGCCGCCACACGGACCAAUGCCACAGCUGCCUCCCAGAGUGCCCAACAGAGGGCACAAUAAACCUGCUACCAUUGAAACAGUUGGAAGACAGCGGUCGUCCUCUGACCCCCCAAACCCUCAAGCCCCCGAGAGGAACUCCUCCAUGUACGUGUUACCAGCAGCUCCUCCUCCUCCAGUAAACAAGAGGGCCAGCAUGUUGGACACCAAGACCCUGUCAGCCAGGAACACCCCCCUCCCUCCUCUACCUCCCCCACCAACAGCAGGUCCCCCCUCAGCACCUUUAGCUCCACCCAUCCCACCUCCACCCUACUUUAAAGCUCCAUCAGUCCCAGGUCACCAGACCAGUAGACCGCCUGGACCGAAGUCCCCCAAAUCACCAAGUGGAUCAGGGAGGAGUCCUCCACAGAGACCCCCUCUCAGGACCCCCUCUGUGGGCAAACGAGGAUCACUCUCCAAAUCCCCCCAGAGUCCUAAUCCUCCGACACCCAAACCCAGAAGCACCUUCACCAAGCAGAAGCCUCAGAGGGUGAUAGCCAUCUACAACUGUUCAGCUGAUAACCCCGACGAGCUGACGUUCAAAGAGGGAGAGGUGAUCGUGGUGGACUGCGAGGAGGACAACGAGUGGUGGGUGGGUCACGUUGAAGGAGAUCCGACCAGGAGAGGAGCGUUUCCCGUCACCUUCGUUCACUUCAUCACAGAGUGACGCCCUUCGUACACUUCCCUCUCUCUCUCUCUCUCCUCCACCUCGGUCUGAACUGAAACACCCCAGAUAAAGACUCAAAGUGAUCCUCUGGAGACCUGGACCUGCAAGUCAGCUGCAACAAACAACAAGAGUCCCUGAAGCUCCACAAGGGAAUGAUUCUAUCUGACCUUGUUCAUGUAGCGGUGGCGUCCUCUGUCCUGAUGUAAUAAAGCCAACUGUGGGUUUAGAGCGACACCAUGGAGAGAAAACCAAACUUAUUCUAUGUUUUCAUAUCAACACAACAUGGGGCGCAUAACUCAUGCUAGUCCAGGUGAGAUGCUAACGGCCAAAUUCCACCAGAUCCAUGUCCGGUCCGUCUCUGAUCUGUCACAGCACCAGAUCUGAUAGGUUUCUAUUCUAGUCAAUGUGUUAACUUCCACUGGAUCCACUCUAUUGUGUUCCGGCUGCGUCUCUGAUCCGGCAAGUCGAAGCCCUCCAGAUCAGAUACACAAGACUUCUAUUCAUGCUGGAGCACGACGCAUCAAACUCAACAGAGCAGAUGGAGCGGGACAGGAAGUCAGGUUUCACCAAAACAAAAUGAAAACAUCCGGUUAAUUUUCAGAAUAAAACACUCUGUGUUAUCACCAGAUCGUAUUUCACUUAACUACAACAACAAACCAAAGUCAUGAUGAGCGGAGCCAGGCCUGGAGUCAACAGGUCAGAGGUUUUCAGAGGACCAGAAAGACAACAUGGAUGAGGAGAGGAGGAGGAGGAGGAUCCUUGAUUCAGGGAUUACAGCGGGGAAACCUCGGUCACAUGACUCCAGCUGUCCGGCGGUCCUGCUCCGUGCUGCGUUCUGAAAACACAACCGGUGGGUGUUGAUGGACGAGAGAGCAUGGAGACGGACCGGAUAUGGAUUUGGUGGCGGUCUAAUGUAAGAGGACUCAUUAACGCAGCUUAUUAAUAAGUGAAUUAUGACCUUAUGGGGACGUCAGGGGCGCUGGAGGAUCCUCCUUUGACUCCAUCCUGCCUUAAAUUCAUUAAACCUUAUUUGAGAUUCAAUCACUGAUAAAAAAAAAAAAGUUUUAAAGACUACAACAUUUAAUUUUUGUGGGAAACUCAUUCACAAAUGAUUCUACUGAUAUAAAGAUAGUCUCAUGUUUUAAUAUUUCUCUCAACGAGGAGCUUCAGGAACAUGAUACGAGAUGUUUUCCUCUUCACUCUGAGUUCACUCUCAUGAGGAGGACUCUGAUCUCUCCAGCACACCAUCAUUAUUUUAGCCUCAACCACAUCCCCCAGGAUCCAGACCUGAUCGCCACCAUCAGUGCUGGACCUCACUGAUGCUCUGGCGUCUGAAGUCUCUGCAGCGGGUUCAACAUCCGGAGGAAAGACUGAAAGCAGCUGCACACACGAGGCUGUCCACACAGUCGGACACAUUCUGUACGAUAAAGUUCUCUGCUCCUGGAAUCAAACCUGCGUCGUUCCAGCUCCUGAAACACUUCGGAUCUAAUCUGUUUUUAAAUGUUUGUAUGACCGACCUGCAGAACUUUUUAUACUAACACUUGGCUGAAGGGGAUUUCUGCGUUGUUGUUGACAAGAGGAGAGUUUGUAUGAACGUCCACUUUGAUUUGAGUGUAUCUUUAUUCUCUUACGACGCACAGGUGUCAUUAAAACAUCUGAAAAUGCUUCUUUACUACAAGAAAUGUGUGCCGUGCUUUUCUUUAAAUCUUAUUAAAUCACAGGUUCUGUCGGGAACGACAA
Messenger RNA from Notolabrus celidotus (New Zealand spotty), 5149 nucleotides. RefSeq names its product ArfGAP with SH3 domain, ankyrin repeat and PH domain 2b (gene asap2b). The transcript is spliced from 28 exons. Gene Ontology annotation, cellular component: cytoplasm. Gene Ontology annotation, biological process: positive regulation of GTPase activity. The coding region runs from base 401 to 3409 and encodes 1002 amino acids. NCBI's taxonomy places the organism in Eukaryota, Metazoa, Chordata, Actinopteri, Labriformes, Labridae. The record is from RefSeq and is a predicted model, not a curated record. Gene Ontology annotation, molecular function: GTPase activator activity; protein binding.